CUUUAUUGCGUGGACCUUCUGAUUUUUUUCUUUUCUCAGAAUUAUUAGGUUUUUCUUUUUUUUUUCAAAUUAAUUAAGGGAAACGAAGAACUGCAAGGACUUCUUUUUUGAAGUUUUCAGGUCUCUUUUUUUUUUUUUUUUUUCCCAGCAUGGUCGGUGAAUGAGUUCAGAGAGAGGGCCAGGUCUAGAGGCACCAAGGUGUGUACAGCAGCUGACAAAAUCCAGCGUGGAGUACUCUGGCAACUGAAAUAGGGGAAGGGUUGGUGGGACACAAUAAUGAAGGAAGGUUCUUCUAGCUUUGAGGUAGGCCCCACGUCAAGUGGAGCUGACGAUGGGCCCCGAAAGCGGCGGACUGCUUUUGGUGACUCAUUCACUGGAAUUGGAGGGCCUGUUGCCUUCAAUAGAGAUGACGGGCUAAGUAAAGGAAGAGGACCUGGUGAAGGGAGUAUUGGUGAUGGUGACAAUAGUGGAGGGGAUGGCGAUUUCGACAAAGGCACCAGAAAGAGGAGGAGAGGAUUGUCAGGAGGAGAGGAGGCAGAGCUCUUGGAUGUGGGCGAAACAAAAGACGAUCCAUCUGUUCCAGGCCUUAAACUUCGUUUGACCCGGAAGGGAAUUUCCUUCAGUAUUUCCAAGAUAAAGAAGCCAGAGGACGGGGGUCCAUUAAUGAGUGGGGGCUGUGAUGUAGCCGAAGAGGGUGAAGAGAUGGAACAAGAGGGGGAGGAGGGAUGGGCAAGAGAAUUGACGAAGCAGCAAAAGAGGAAGAAGUCAUCUCCUGGGUCAUCACCAAGCCGUUUUGGGUUGGACAUGCGGCCAUCGGAAGGCGGCGCAGCUGGGAGGAAGGGAACUGGUGAGGAAGGAGGGACAGUGCCAACAGAUAAAAAGGCGAGCGCCAACAUAUCUGCUAUAGAGGCGGAGCCAGAGGAAGGUCAAUUUGGAGUUGAGAAAGUGGUUGCCAAAGAAGGGGAAGCAGCACUGUAUAAGUCCGUGAGGCCGCAUGGCUCUUCGCUGGCUGCCACACCAGGAGACUCUGUGCAAGAAGCGGGUGGCAGUGUAGGCGGUGGCCUGGGAGAUGGAGGGAACAUGCCGGUGCAGGUGGUUAAAGGAGAGAAAAUUCCAACUGGAAUGGUGGGAGCUGGUUCAACCCAAAUGGUCUUGGAAAAUCUCUCCCAAGGCCAGCAGGUACUUGCACAAACUAGCGAGGGUGAGACUGGUGUUGGGCCAACAGCAGCAAAGCGCCUAGGAGCAGACCCUACGGUUUCGGCAAUCCAAGCCGGCAAAGGUACGCUUGCACCAGCUCCAACCUCUGGAGGACCUCUGCCAACCGGUGGUGCGGUAGCUGCUAAGGAUGCAGCUCUGAAGGAGGUGUACAGAAUUCCUAGUCAUGCUGGGUGGUUUGUUUGGAAUAAGAUUCACCCCAUCGAACGACGUGCGCUGCCGGAGUUUUUUAACGGACGUUCUGCAUCCAAGACUCCCAAAAUAUACAAGGAAUAUAGAGACUUCAUAAUCAGCAAGUACAGAGAGAAUCCAUACAGGUUACUGACGUUCACGGAAGUUCGGCGGAUGCUGAUUGGGGAUGUGAAUGCUAUCCGCCGUGUGUUUGAGUUCUUGGACCACUGGGGUCUGAUCAAUUACUUGGCAACGGAUGAUUCAAAGAUCAAGCUGCCAGCGUGGGCAGGUUCUCCAACCACUCUGGUUGAAGAUGCACCAGGAGGCUUGCGUAUUGUGUCACCAGCAAUGACUCCUGCGAACAGCCUCUACAAAUUCGAACCACCUCAUGCCGGACCGCCUCCAGCAGCAAAACCUUCUGGAGGACUUCUGAGCACAAGAAAGAACGUGUACGCUCAGGCUGCUUCAGAUGCUGCACUGAAAGAGAUGGUGGGUGCAAAGGUGCCUGUUGUGGAGUAUCACUGCAAUGCAUGCGGGACAGACUGCUCCCGGCGUCGUUAUCACUGCCAGCGUCAGGCAGACUUCGAUCUGUGCCCAGAUUGUUUUGCUGACGGAAAAUUUGGGCCCGGGAUGACAGCAUCAGACUUCAUUAGGAUGGAUGCACAGUCGGAGAGAAACGAUCCCAAUAGUGACGAGUGGACAGAUCAAGAGACACUCCUCCUCCUGGAAGCUCUUGAGCUUUAUGCAGGUGAUAAUUGGCAUGAAAUCGCCGAGCAUGUGGGGACAAAAACCAAGGCUCAGUGCAUCCUUCACUUUAUCCGGCUGCCCAUUGAGGACCCCUUUCUUGAAGAGAUGGAAAUGGGUGGGGCAGUACAUACUGUGGACGUGCCUGCUGCUCCAGCAGAUGUCUCGCAGCCAUCAGAGCCCAAAGGAGGGGAAACGGCACAUGCUGCCCAAGGCUCCGGUGGUAAUGCACUGUUGGCAGAUGCCCAAAUCAAGGAUAGGGAGGGAAGUGGAAAAGCGAGUAGCAGUGCACCUGAUAUGGGUGGAGAUGGCUCAGGGGAGGCUACAGAUGGCAAGAGUAAUAAGCGUGACGAGGAAAAGGACAAUCAGGAGGGUGAAACUGCAAAGCUUGUGGAAGCAGAGAAAAACUCAGGCAAGGAAGAGACCAUAAAGAAGGUGAAGGAAAGCAGAGGGGCCCCUGACAACUCGGAGGACUUGGUUGAGGCUUCUGCUGUGAUCGCCACAGCAGCUAGAAAAGUCCAAGGAGAAACCCUUAUUUCGAAGGAGCAUCUCCCACCAUUCGCGGAUGCAUCCAAUCCAGUCAUGGCGCAGGUUGCAUUCCUGGCAGCUAUGGUGGGGCCGCGGGUUGCAGCAGCAGCAGCGCAAUCAGCCUUGGCUGCGCUUAUGGAGGAAGGCCAGGGACAUCCACCAACAUCGCUGGAGUUAAGCAAGCAGGGAGUUGCAGGGCUUAAGGACACUGGAGUUAGCACACACACAAUGCUCACAAUAGAGAAGGCCAGAGGAACAGAAGGUGUCACAAAGGCAGCUGGUACGGCUGCGCAAACACAGAUUCUUGCUGGGAAGGAUAGUAGCAAGCCCACCUCUUGGGACCGAGGAAUGGAACUGUCAUCUACAGUUGCUGCCCCUAUGGAAGUAGACGCGAAAGACAAACCAACAACAGAAGAAGCUGGUGCUUUCUCGGCAGGUGUCCCAGGUGGCAGCAAGGAAACUGGUGACAAGGAGACGCGUUUGGAAGCCGCUCCACGAACAGAAGGUGAUGAUGGGGCAGAGGAAGGGAGUGCGAAGCAUGAAGCAGCAAAGCCUGUUGAAGAACCCCCUUCAGCACUUCAGGUCAGAGCAGCAGCGGCAACGGCCAUAGCUGCAGCUGCAGUGAAAGCAAAGCUUCUUGCAGAUCAGGAAGAGCGGGAGAUUCAGCGGCUGGUUGCCAGUGUCAUUGAAAUGCAGCUGAAAAAACUGGAGAUAAAGUUGAGGUACUUUGAUGAGCUGGAAGAUCUGCUUGAGAAGGAGCGUGAGCAGAUUGAACGGGCACGCCAGAAGUUGUUUGAAGACCGGGUCCGCCUUGCUGCUUCUCGACUCGCACGAAUGCCUCCUCCAGCGCAGCUCCUGUCUGCCAUGCCAGCUGGAAUUUAUCAGCCAACUCCUACCACACAUCCAAACGGAUCGACUGCAAUGGUUUCAGCAGGCACCCCACCCCUGGCAGCAGCUGUCAAUGCAGAGGGGAACAACGCCUCCACAUCCGCACUGCCACCGCUAUCACCGCUUGGAGCAGCUGGGAGUUUGCCAGGGACUACGGUUGGUGCUGCUUCACCUAUGCAGACAUCACCGCCAGGUGCUCCUCCUCAGGUUUCAGCCAUCCCAGGGGGAACGGCCUAUGUAGGGACAGUGCCAUGCCCAACGGUUCCUGGAGGUGGUACUUCGUCUGCUGCAGUAUCUGCAUUGCCCACAAGAAGCCGGUCAAUCCCUGCGAUUGUCACAGGCCAAUCUGCAGCGACGCUUGGACCAUUGGCAAACCCAGGAGCAUCCAUUCCAAAUUACUCUAUGCAUUCUUCCAUUGGGGGAUCCCCACUUGGCAGUGUGGCUGGAGGAGGGGGAAAAGGUGCAGCAAGGGGCUCUGUGAAAGGUUCAGGAACUGUGGCAAGUCACUCUUCAUCGAGUUUGGGCAUUGCCGCCACUGGUAUUGCAGGCACUGACAACCAGCCUCCUCCUCCAAUGGGUGCCAUAUUGUCAGCGUUGCCACCCCCUAUGACAAAUAUCAAUCUGUCAUCAAAUGUGAACCACUCCAGUGGAUUACCUCCGCCGACAGCAACGCAAACAGCGAGCACUGCUGCUACCACGUUGCAGCCUUCACUGCAGCAAGGAGGGGUGUCAUCCUCUAUUCAACAGGCAAUUGCCCCUCUCACAACAACAAGUGGGAAUUAGUUUGGUGAUUCUUUGGCACGCUGGCCUUUCCCAGGUCGUGUUUGCAUGGAUCGCCAAAGGCGACCUGCCAGGGUGACUGUCUGCAACAAAGGAAAAGUUCUGAGUGGGCAGGCAAGGCCAUGUGGGAGUGGGGAGAGGAGUACGGUGGUGCGUAGAGGAGCAAGGCACCACACCAAAGCAGCUCGAGGAUUGGCAUACUACAUCUGGUCUGAAGGCUUCAUGGUGGAUCGAAGAAGAGGAAGAAGCUCUGCACGAAGCCGAAGAAGAUCAAACGCAAGAAGAAGGUGGUCAAGCUUGCGACCUUUCAGUAUUGUAAGAUAGAUGAUACAGGAGACUCAGAGGAGAGGUCACUCGUUUUUGGAAGCGGUGCCUUCAUCGGGAAUGUGGGCCAGGAACUAUGGCCAACCAUUUUGAUCGAUCUCAAGUGUCGUUCCGUGCCUGUACCAGAAUGCCUCUCAGGAUUGAAGUUUGGCAGUAAGGCUCUUUUCUGGCCUUCAUGAGUGAAAAAAUAGGGAUUUAGGAAAUGGAGGGCUCACUGCCAAUCAUCCGAAUGAUUCAGUUGAAUGGGGCAAGGAGGCCAUUUUCUGGGGUGUUUAUUACGUUCGGCAGCUUUCACAGCCUCUUCCAGGCUGUUCGAUAAGCAUUUCUGAUGCGAACCACGGAAUCGGUUUAAAGGUUUUGAGCCUUUGAAAUAAGUCUC
Molecule: messenger RNA, 5029 nt
Organism: Chara braunii
Lineage: Eukaryota; Viridiplantae; Streptophyta; Charophyceae; Charales; Characeae
Source: the annotation of a GenBank genome assembly